UCCACCCGGCUAUAAACACUUCAUUGAGCAUGUGGCAGCCCUGCGUUCUCCAAAGCCCUUCCCAGUGCUCUCAUUGGCCCAGGGACUGUGAGAAACUCCAACACGCCUAAGACUCACACAUUCAUAUGGAGAUUUGGGUGUAUAAAUACAGGGCAGAAGCACAGGAUAUGACAGUUCAGACUUUACUGGCUCUUCAGACUGAGCAGAAACGCUCUGACUCUACAGCAAUGGCACCUACUGUUUUUGGACACCCAAGCAAGGAUCACCUGACCCCUGCUCAUAAGUUAAGAAAACCAAUGGUGGAGAAACUGCGCAGAGACCGCAUCAACACUAGCAUUGAGCAGCUGAAGUCCCUCCUGGGUCCUGAGUUUCUUAAGCAGCAGCCUGACUCCAAGCAAGAGAAGGCAGACAUCCUGGAAAUGGCUGUGUCAUAUCUGAGAAGCUGGCAGCAGCAGAAGCAGCAGCAGAGCAGGCUGACCUCUGGCGUGAUGACUGCAGGCGACGGUUACUCCCACUGCGUCCAGGAGGCUGUCAGCUUCCUAACUCACUGCGAGGUCCAGACCCAGGCUCAUAGGUUGCUCCUCAGCCACUUCCAAGGCCUGCAGGCAUCCAACAGGACCAACCUCAGGCCUUGCACCCUCUCCCCUCCUGCCUCCCCUCUCCGUCAUCUCAGCUCCAGUAAAGGUGUGAACCCUGCCAGCAGCGCUGUCUGGAGGCCCUGGUAGGAUGGAGGAAGUGUCACCUUCACGCAGAAAGAGAACUACGUCUGUGAACGUCAUGGACAGAAAGUUGAAGACUCACUGAAGUCUGUCUACUUUUGCAUUGGCAGAAGAAUUAAUAUUGAAUGUUACUUUAUGUAACAAAAUUGGCACAAUGUGCCUGUAUUCCUGAGAAAGGACUAAAGGGAUUCAGGUUGUACUGAAUAUGAACACUACGUGUAUUGUUUUUACACACUUUAUAUUUAGAGUGCUCACACUGUGAUUGUGUAAAUUUUUCUCUUGGGGAAAACUAAUUCCAACUUUUUCUUGGUUUUAUUGUUUGUUUUGCAAACAUUGCUUGUAUUAACCACAUUGGUUUUAAAGCACUGAAGUGUUUGGACGCUGUGAUUUCUGUCUAUCCCUGAUACUGAGUAUCACUGACUAAUAUGUUUCAUCAGUUUUUUUCUUGAUGAGUAAAAAUAAGCCAUUAAAAGAUCCCAUGGAUCCAUAAAUAUUGUACCAUCUACCCUUUACUGUAAAUCCUGUAAGGAUUAUUCGUUACAAUUUAUGAUGACUAUUUUUAAGCAUCAUUUAGUCUUAUUGUAAAUGAAUGUGAUGACAUUCCAGCUGAAUUUUGUCUACUUGAUAGAUGUUUUUUUAUUUUCUUCCAGUAACAAACCUGGAAUUUAUCCCUUUUAUAAAGGCAUUUCAUUUCAUUUCAAGUAACUUCUAAAAGAAUCUCGUGUAUUGCUUCCUUGAGAAGUUUUUUCUUUGAAAAUGUGAAGAACAACAACAACAAAAUAAACUGAACACUUCUCAUGAA
This is a messenger RNA of Melanotaenia boesemani (Boeseman's rainbowfish), 1521 nucleotides long. Its product is annotated as transcription factor HES-5-like. Gene Ontology annotation, biological process: anterior/posterior pattern specification; regulation of neurogenesis; regulation of transcription by RNA polymerase II. The coding region runs from base 126 to 725 and encodes 199 amino acids. NCBI's taxonomy places the organism in Eukaryota, Metazoa, Chordata, Actinopteri, Atheriniformes, Melanotaeniidae. Gene Ontology annotation, molecular function: protein dimerization activity; DNA-binding transcription factor activity, RNA polymerase II-specific; RNA polymerase II cis-regulatory region sequence-specific DNA binding. The record is from RefSeq and is a predicted model, not a curated record. The transcript has 2 exons. Gene Ontology annotation, cellular component: nucleus.